AUGAUUGUUACUAUAGCAGACCACACUACUGACGUAGAUAGCAGGCAUUUUAAAUAUAAUUUUCCAGAAUGUAGUUACAAGUAUUUGAAUAAAACAUGUUUAGUACCGAUUCCCUUUCAUAAAGAUGAUGACACGGUAACUGAACAAGCCCAAUGUGAUGAAAUGUGUAAAUCUAGUAUUAGGUGUACCGCUUCAAUAUUUUUUGACGGUGUAUAUUGUUUUCUUUACGAAGCUCCAGUCAUCUUUGCGUCCUAUGAAAUAGAUCUAAAUCAAUGCAUUGAAAAGUGUAAGGAGAGGAGUGACUGUAUAACAAUGAGCAGUCCAACAGUUUCAAAAAAUAAAUGCUUUUUAUUGAACGUUACCCUGGCUGAGAUAUCUGUUUGGACAUUUGAAAAUAACAGAUGUACCAUAGUAGAAAAAAUAUGUUAA
Molecule: messenger RNA, 429 nt
Organism: Lottia gigantea (owl limpet)
Lineage: Eukaryota; Metazoa; Mollusca; Gastropoda; Lottiidae
Exons: 3
Coding region: 1-429 (142 amino acids)
Source: RefSeq, a predicted model, not a curated record